AUGGCUACUAAUAUAACCUGGCAUCCAAAUUUAUCUCACGAUGAACGUUCAAAAUUAAGAAAUCAAAAAGGUUGUACAAUUUGGCUAACAGGUUUAUCCGCGAGUGGUAAAUCAACAAUUGCUUGUGCAUUAGAACAAAGUAUUCUUAAUAGAGGUUUAAAUAGUUAUAGAUUAGAUGGUGAUAAUGUUAGGUUUGGUUUAAAUAAAGACCUUGGGUUCUCAGAAACUGAUAGAAAUGAAAAUAUUAGAAGAAUUUCUGAAGUUGCUAAAUUAUUUAAUGAUUCUUGUUGUAUUUGUUUAACUUCGUUUAUAAGUCCAUAUAAAUCAGAUAGAAAAUUAGCAAGAGAAUUACAUGAAAAAGAUGGUUUAAAAUUUGUUGAAGUUUAUAUAGAUGUUCCAAUUGAAAUUGCAGAACAAAGAGAUCCAAAAGGAUUAUAUAAAAAAGCAAGAGAAGGUAUUAUUAAAGAGUUUACAGGUAUAUCAGCUCCAUAUGAAGCACCAGAAAAUCCUGAAAUUCAUGUAAAAAAUUACAAUUUAUCAAUUGAAGAAGCAGCUGAACAAAUUUUAGAUUAUUUAUUACAACAUAAAUAUAUAUCUUAA
Messenger RNA from Insectozyma verbasci, 600 nucleotides. Lineage: Eukaryota; Fungi; Ascomycota; Pichiomycetes; Serinales; Debaryomycetaceae. The record is from the annotation of a GenBank genome assembly.